GCUUUAAACCCCACAUGGUCAUAGCUUGCUUCUACGUUGACCAAGGCUAUGGCAAUAUGUGAUCGAUGCUUCAAAGUCCUUAAUUUGUUUUCUUCUUUGAUGCCGGAUUUCUUGCCCCCUCUAAAUCUUUAGGCAGUUUAGGCACAAAAUGGACGCAGUUACGCGACCGCACUUUUAUCAUCACAGCAACCCCGGCCGUGAAGACGAGAAGCAGCGAUGCCAUUUUUGUCAAAUUCGCUCGUUCACGACGCAUGUCCAGUUUCCUGUCACCAUUGUAAACACUGAAGACGAUGCUGCGCUCGAUCCCGACUUCCGGUUUGUAGAUAACUCAAUCAUUGGCAAAGGUGUGGAGCCUACUAAGAAGGAAUUCCUCACCGGCUGUGAAUGUGUGGACUCGGACGACUGCCAAUAUGGCACAUGUAAUUGCCUCCAGGAUGUUGAGGACGAUAGUUCUGAUGACGGAAGCGUUGACGGAACCUACGGCGAGAAACCCCGUAAGAGAGUUUAUGCAUAUCACUCGCAUGGUACCAAGGCUGGCCAUCUACGUUCAAGGAUUCUUGCAUCUCGUAAUCCCAUCUACGAAUGCCACGAAAGUUGCGCGUGCGGUCCCGAUUGUCCUAACCGGGUGGUGGAGAGAGGUCGCAAGAUACCAUUGCAGGUUUUUAGGACGAGAAAUCGCGGCUGGGGCGUCCGAAGCACGGUAGACAUAAAGAAGGGGCAGUUUGUAGAUAAGUAUAUGGGCGAGAUCAUCAUCGCACAUGAGGCUAACCGUCGACGCGCCAAAUCACACAUUGCACAACGCAAGGAUGUCUACCUCUUUGCGCUCGACAAAUUCUCAGAUCCAGAAUCAUACGACGAGCGUCUACGAGGACCGCCAUUAGAAGUAGAUGGCGAGUUCAUGUCGGGUCCAACCAGAUUCGUCAACCACUCUUGUCAGCCGAAUAUGCGCAUCUUCGCACGAGUGGGAGAUCAUGCGGACAAACACCUUCAUGAUCUAGCGUUAUUCGCGAUCAGGGAUAUACCAAGAGGAGAGGAACUGACGUUCGACUAUGUGGACGGGAUUGACGACUCAGAAAAUGAUGCCCUCGAUCCAGGAAAACAAAAGGACAUGACAAGAUGUUUGUGCGGCAGCGAGGAUUGCAGAGGCUAUCUAUGGUGAUUGAUGAGUGAGGGGCGACGAGCGAUGAGUGGGCGUAUCUAAUAAAGGACUGCGGAUUUGGUUGUAGACAAUGAAAGAGCAUUGUGAAAUAACUGGGAAUGCUUAGAUUUAUGUACGAACGGAUCCGUAAUACGAUAUAAAUCGACUACAUACAUAGAUACCUAGGUAAUACAUGAACAUCUCAAAAGAAAUUUA
Annulohypoxylon maeteangense is the source of this 1354-nucleotide messenger RNA. RefSeq names its product histone H3 methyltransferase DIM-5. Lineage: Eukaryota; Fungi; Ascomycota; Sordariomycetes; Xylariales; Hypoxylaceae. Gene Ontology annotation, cellular component: nucleus. Bases 149 to 1159 code for a protein of 336 amino acids. Gene Ontology annotation, molecular function: protein binding; zinc ion binding; histone methyltransferase activity. The record is from RefSeq and is a predicted model, not a curated record. The transcript is spliced from 2 exons.